Molecule: messenger RNA, 1098 nt
Organism: Hibiscus syriacus
Lineage: Eukaryota; Viridiplantae; Streptophyta; Magnoliopsida; Malvales; Malvaceae
Product: probable inactive ATP-dependent zinc metalloprotease FTSHI 1, chloroplastic
Exons: 8
Coding region: 1-1083 (360 amino acids)
Biological process (GO): proteolysis
Cellular component (GO): chloroplast thylakoid
Molecular function (GO): ATP hydrolysis activity; ATP-dependent peptidase activity; ATP binding
Source: RefSeq, a predicted model, not a curated record
AUGGCCACUGCUGGAAUGGCCACUGCAGCAGUUCUUGUUGGAGGGUUUCUAGCAGCCUCUGUAUUUUCUGCAACCAGUGUUGUAUUUGUAACAACUGUAUAUGUUGCAUGGCCCAUAGCGAAACCAUUUGUUAAACUUUUUCUAGGUAUCAUAUUCGGUAUAUUAGAGAGGAUUUGGGAUAAUCUAGUUGAUAUGUUCAGUGAUGGGGGGAUUUUCUCCAAGUUGUAUGAGUUUUACACUUUUGGUGGUGUAUCUGCUAGUAUUGAGAUGCUAAAACCAAUCACAAUUGUCCUUUUAACUAUGGUUCUUCUUGUCCGUUUCACACUUUCAAGAAGACCUAAGAAAUUCAGGAAAUGGGAUCUAUGGCAAGGCAUUCAUUUUUCUCGAUCUAAAGCAGAAGCUCGUGUUGAUGGUUCAACUGGAGUUAAGUUUAAUGAUGUGGCAGGCAUAGAUGAAGCAGUUGAGGAACUUCAAGAGUUGGUGAGAUAUUUGAAGAAUCCAGAACUAUUUGAUAAGAUAGGAAUAAAGCCUCCUCAUGGGGUUCUUCUGGAAGGCCCCCCAGGAUGUGGCAAGACGUUAGUUGCCAAGGCUAUAGCUGGUGAAGCAGGGGUUCCAUUCUACCAAAUGGCAGGCCCAGAAUUUGUGGAAGUUUUAGUGGGUGUUGGUUCUGCUCGUAUCAGGGAUUUGUUUAAGAGAGCCAAGGUAAAUAAACCAUCAGUUAUAUUCAUUGAUGAAAUUGAUGCUUUAGCAACUAGGCGUCAAGGAAUUUUCAAGGAAACAACAGACCAGCUGUAUAAUGCAGCCACUCAGGAGCGGGAAACUACUUUGAAUCAGCUACUAAUAGAGCUUGAUGGAUUUGAUACCGGGAAAGGUGUUAUAUUUUUAGCUGCUACAAAUUGUCGAGACUUGUUAGAUCCUGCUCUUCUCAGACCAGGUCGUUUUGACCGCAAGAUAAGAAUUCGUCCCCCAAAUGCUAAGGGGCGAUUGCAAAUUUUGAAAAUUCAUGCAAGCGAAGUGAAGAUCUCAGAGUCUGUCGAUUUGUCUUCUUAUGCAAAUAAUUUGCCUGGUAUGCAUUCAACUUGAGGAUUUUUCUUGAUU